This is a messenger RNA of Symbiodinium sp. CCMP2456, 282 nucleotides long. The record is from the annotation of a GenBank genome assembly. Lineage: Eukaryota; Dinophyceae; Suessiales; Symbiodiniaceae.
AUGCAGAAGAUCUCCUUCAAGAAGAGGGCUCCGCGUGCAGUCCGAGUGGUUCGCCAGUUCGCGAGCAAGGUCAUGCUCACAAAGGAUGUUCGAAUCGACACCAAGCUGAACAAGUUCCUGUGGAGCAAUGGCAUCCGCAACGUCCCCCGCCGCGUGCGCGUGCGCCUGUCCCGCAAGCGCAGUGAGGACGAGGAAGCCAAGGAGAAGAUGUUCACCUUGGUCCAGCACGUGCCUGUCGAGAGCUUCAAGGGGCUCCAAACGGAAAACGUCCGGGAUGAGUGA